AUGGCUGAGGAAUCCUCCAACAAGAGAACCCGUGCCUCAGGCGAGGUGCUUGAGUAUCUUCUUCGGGAGUUUGACAAGAACCAGAACCCGACGCCAGACCAACGAAAAGAGAUCAGUGAACGAACUAACAUGAGCGAAAAGGCGGUGAGGAUCUGGUUCCAGAACCGCAGAGCCAAGCUUCGUAAGUUCGAGCGAAUGGGCAAACCAAUCAAGGCCCAGAACGGCGUCUCGAAGAAUAAUGCCGCUCUGUCGACGUUUUCCACCAACCUGAGCUCGAGCAUCCAUUCUUCCCGCUCCAAUUCGUAUUCAAGCAUGUCAGCGCUCCACAUGCAGAGCAUCAGUACCGUGGAAGUGAACGAAAAAUACUGUUUUAUCGAUUGCUCAUCGCUAUCUGUUGGAAGCUGGCAGCGGAUCAAAAGCGGCUCCCACGAUGUCAAGCUCCAGCAGCUGUUGGUGAAUCUAGCUCCGUUUACGCUUAAUGGGGUGAUGAAGAAUGUCGACUUGAUGGUGAUUUUAUCCCGCAAGAACGAGGAGAUCAACUACUUCUUUCUGGCCAUCUCCAACAACUCCAGGAUUCUCUUCCGAAUCUUCUAUCCCAUUUCGUCUGUUCUUCAGUGCUCAUUAUUGGACAACAACAUCAACAAGGAGAAUAACGAGUUGCGUCUCAGUCUUGCUCGGAAACCACGCUUUUCGGUGUUCUUUUUUGAUUCCGUCAACUCGAAUCUAAAUCAAUGGUCGAUUUGCGACGAUUUCUCGGAAGGCCAACAAGUCAGUGGCGCCUACUACGCUCCCGGCGGGACGUCCACUCCCCACGUGCUUGUGGGCCCUAAACAUGCUUUGCUUUAUCUCAAAUCGUUCAUCGCUGAGCACAAUUUGAUACACCAUCUGCAAUCUGCGCUACAGAAUUACAGCAACCCUAGCGACGUAUCGCUGCAACAUGACCCCGCCAUGACUUCGGAUUAUCAGCUGGCUGCACUUUCUUCAAACCAAUAUCUGUUAGAGGACAGGUCCGAAGUUCACGGGGACUUGCAAAUCAAGCACGAAUCCUGGAACUCUUUAGCGCACAACGAAAAUGAGCUUACUACUCACGAGACACGGCCGCCAUUUGAGGCGCACCCGCUGUUUCAGCACCUUGCCCACCAAUCAAACCAGCAUGACGAUAGCAUAUUGACCACAACCCCAGACUUCUUCAGCGCCGUGCAAUCGCCUGGCUCCAAUGUCGUGUCCGCAAGCACAAAUAAUGAUGACGAUGGCAGUAGUGGGCUUUUACCUAGCCCGUCCAAUCAUAUGAAUACCAAUGGAAAUGGAUCUCGAGGACGGCUUCAGGACGAGAGCGAUACGCAUGGCUCCAGUGGGAGUGAAGGUCAGCAGAAAACGUCUAAGUAUCCACAGCCAAGCAAAAUUCUGGAAGUCUAUCGGACGCAAAGCCAACAUCAGCCGUCUUUCGACGACCACCACCAUAAUGCACAUGGCCACGAAGCUCAAACAGACAAUCUAUACGACUUUGAUAUCCUGGCCGGUCAUAAUGACGAUUUCCAACCCAACGACCUUCUUGUGCACAGUCCAGAAUUGUCAAAUCACGAAACUCCAGGAGCCUCUACCACUGCUGCCAACCCAGUCGACACGUUCAUUGAUUACAACUCGCAUUACUGA
Candidozyma auris is the source of this 1653-nucleotide messenger RNA. It is a transcript of the gene GRF10, whose product is annotated as Grf10p. The transcript has a single exon. Gene Ontology annotation, molecular function: RNA polymerase II cis-regulatory region sequence-specific DNA binding; DNA-binding transcription factor activity, RNA polymerase II-specific. NCBI's taxonomy places the organism in Eukaryota, Fungi, Ascomycota, Pichiomycetes, Serinales, Metschnikowiaceae. Bases 1 to 1653 code for a protein of 550 amino acids. The record is from RefSeq and is a predicted model, not a curated record. Gene Ontology annotation, biological process: regulation of transcription by RNA polymerase II; cell differentiation.